CGCAGAUUUCGCCCCAGCCAACGGCUCACGUUGCACCACCACCGCCACCUCCAGGUCCUCCCAAGGGACCUUCAAGGAACGCAAGUUUCAUUCAGCCUCCGCCUCCGGCUGGAACUUAUCGUCCCCCAUCCCGAGCCAGGGUCGAAACCUCUGAUUCGAUGGCCUCACAGCGACAGGCUGCGCCGCCGGUGCCCCCGUUGCCCAAGAAUACCCCAGCUUCGUCAUAUGAACCGGCAGCUCCGUACACGCAGGGCACGCCGACAUCUCAGCCUGCAUUCCUGAGCGAUACCGACCGAGUGCAAUAUGGGUACCAACCUCAGGCAGCGUCAUCGGCGGGCGAUGUGCCUUCCGGCCCAUCAACCGCUGACCCGCCCGCUAGCUCGGUGAUACCAGCCCGGUCGCAGGUAGCUCCAGAGACCCUGUUGACCCCGCAACGAGGCGAACUUGCAGACCUCCCCGCUGGUGACGACACCUGGCCCAACAAUGUCAGCCCUGCCAAGGCUCGGCCGCUACUCCGGGAAGACACUUUCCAGCCCCUGUCGCCAGAAAGCGCACAACCGUCAAGUUACGACCCGGAAGGCGCUAUAUUCGAUGAGGAAGGUGGACAGGAAGGUGGGCAAACCGUCCAGCCCGAGCAAUCCGGUGCAGUCGAGGACCCGUACAAGCCUGCUCCGACGAAUUACGCGCCUGUACCGACUCAGCAGGAACCCAGCGUCUAUCAGUCGUACGAGAAGUCUCCAGUUCCUUCGCCUUACAACCCGUACCAACCGAAGAUGCAGGAUCGACCGGAUCAGCCGGCUUAUGUGACGCCUUUGCCGAACGCCUUCGCCUUCCCGAACGACAGUUACGUCUCACCAGCUUUGUCUCAAGAGCCCGUAGCGUUGAGUGGGUCGGCUUACGAGCCGGCACCAGAAAACAUUCCCAAGUCACUUACCGAGGACGUUCUCGAGAGGGCAUCACCUAGUGCUCGUCGAAUCCCGUGCGUCUCGUUUGGACCCCAAGGCCAAUGCAUUGUUGUGUUUCAAUCGGAAUCCGCCGGAAACAUCUCCGAAGAUGGCCAACGGUUGCUACCGGCAUACGGCGAUCGAUCUCAGGCGCAGGAAGUGCAGCUGCAUCAGUUGAAAGAUAUCAUCCCCGAAGAGGGCGUCUCUGCUGCUGCGGCCGACUGGCCGGGACCACUCUUCAUUGAUGCCGCAGCAAGCAAAGUCACAGCCGCCUCGAAGAAGAAACGGGACGCUGUCAACGCUUACAUUGAUGCCCGUGUCCAGGAGAUCAGAAGUGGCCUUGUCUAUCUUACAGCUUCGAAGAAGGACGAGGCAAGCCGUCACAAGGCCGAGGCGACAAUGCUAUUACUGGAAAUCGUCAAGCUCAUGAUUGCCGCAGAUGGCAAGAACCUGCUCAGCGAUGUAUCGAGUCGGACCGAGCUCAUUGGAUUGCUCUCGAGCCAUGUCCCUGCGGCGACUGAAGAGCCUGCCUUGCUGAAACGCACAAAAACGACAGAGCCAGUCGCGUCAGCUGCGGAUCUGCAGUACCUGUCGCGUAUGCUCGUCAAGGGUCAGCAGCAAGAGGCGCAACAAUACGCCAUUCAACAGCAACUGUGGUCGCACGCGUUGUUGGUUUCCAGUGUCAUGGGGCCUCAAGCCUGGCAGUCCUGCGUUGAUGCUUUCGUCGCCCAGAACGCCCUCAACCACGAUCUGGCCCAGCCUCUGAUCACGGCUUAUAAGAUGUUCGGCGGUACCCAACAGUUGGCACCCGCGGCAGGUCAAGCCGGGUCAUGGCGGGAUAGCGUCGCAACAGUUGUUGCCAAUGCGAAAGCCUCUGAUUUCGAAACUCUCGUAAAGCUCGCUGAUCAGCUGAAGCAGAGCGAUCUCGUUGAGGCUUCGCACAUCUGCUAUCUGUUGUCAAUCAAACUCAAUGAAUGGGCUGCUGGUUUCGAUACUGGUCGACUCGCACUGUUCGGUUGUCGUGAUGUCGCUUCCACUGCAAGGGAUCUCGAGAUUUCUGAGCUAGUGGAGUACGCGCUGUCGUUCCGACCUGUGGCCAAGGGAGCCGAGCCAUAUCACGGGGUGCCUCGACUGCUCGCAUACAAGCUCCAGAGAGCGUUCGAGUACUUUACCCGCGGUCAAGCUUCGGAGGCAAGAGCCUACUGUGACGCUGUCUUGGCACAAAGCAAGUCUUUCAGGUCGCCUAACCCUGCCAUGGUGGCUGUAACCAGGCAGGCUGAGACCUUGUCCGGACGAAUCGCUGGAAUUGCUGUCACAGCCGUUGCAACGAAAAAGGGUGGCAAGCCAAACUUGGAAAAUCUAGGAUCCUGGUUCGAGGGGCGUCUCACCAAAUUCAUCGCUGGCGACGAGGCGACUGAAGAGAAGCCCACCAAGCCGACUACCAGCAAGGACUCGUCUGACAAAGCAGCCAUCGGCCCAUUUUCGCAUUACAGUGCCAUCUCCUCGCCGAACGCUGCUCCUAGCCUGAGCCGCAGUUCCACAUACGAUUCCGCGAGCCAGCCGAGCAUGGUACCGGGACCCCAUGCGUACCGCAGUGGCUCUGCAGCUUCGUACAGGCCCCGCCAACCGAGCCAGCUGUCGAUGCAGCGACCCACAUCUGCUAUGUCGUAUCGUCCACAGGAACAGCAUGCCUUCCCCGAAAUGACCCGAAUUUCAAGCAGAGUCACCGAGCAAGAUGGUAUCGAUUCGCGUCGAGGCUCUGAGCUUAACGACACGCAGACACAGGUGGAUCCGAGCGCGACUGCGGUCUCUGAAACGCAAGCCGAAGAGCCUCGAUACCAGAUACCAUCUUGGGGUCAAAGCUAUGACGAGCCAGAACAAGCGGAGGGACGGGCUGAGGGAGAUUACGGUGCGGAGGCAGUUCCUGAUGGUUCCUUCAUCAAUCCGAUGCAGACUUUCAUGUCGCCAAUGGCGCCGGCUCCCUCGUACGAGCCGCAAACCACGUCUGCCGCGAUGGAACGACCCGCAUAUGAAGACGAUGACGACGAUGAUCUGGGUCUUGGGAAUACAUCUCAUAAGCAGAGGGCCGCUAAAGAUGAGCCUCGGACCGCGGCCACCAAACCGACUGCUGCGCCAUCCUCUUACGAGCCCGCCCCGGCGAAGGAGGAGCCGGUCAAGCCAGAGCCGGCAAAAAAGGCAAACCCUCCAGACGCAGGCAAAGGAUCUCAGAGCGGAUCGUGGCUGGGCAAAUGGUGGGGUAAAAAGGAAGAGACCGCCGGUCCAGGUCCCGUCAAGGCCAAGUUGGGCGAAGAGAGUGCGUUCUACUACGACAAGGAGCUCAAGCGAUGGGUCAACAAGACGGCGGGCGCUACUGAAGCACCCAAGCCUCCUCCACCCCCUCCUGCUCGUGCGACCCCUGUCAAUGCGAGCGCUGCAUCCACUCCUCAGCCCAUCGUAGCGACGUCCACCCCUCCGCCUCCUUCGGCCAGCCGAGGUUCGCCGACAGCUACUUUGGGAGGCACAGCCCCGCCUGCGGCGCCUCCAGCUUCGAACUCGGCGCCACCUGGUCCUCGUAGCAUGCCACCAGCAGCGCCGCGACCGCCCAUGAACGCCGCCGAUCCGCCAUUGGCAGACCCACUCGCUGCGCCUCCGAUGAGAAAAGGAGCAGCAAAGGGCAAGAAGGAUUUGCGAGCGAAAUACGUCAACGUUUUAUGAUGAAGGCUGCAUCGAGGUCGAGAUUGGUGUUUUGGGUUGUAGUGUAUAAUGUGGUUGUAUACUAGAACAAGCAGAGGUAAUGACUUUUGCGGCAGAUCUUUCCGCGUGUGGACACCAAGGAUACAGCUGUUCCCG
Filobasidium floriforme is the source of this 3794-nucleotide messenger RNA. Its product is annotated as Sec23-binding domain of Sec16-domain-containing protein. Gene Ontology annotation, cellular component: ER to Golgi transport vesicle membrane; endoplasmic reticulum exit site. Gene Ontology annotation, biological process: autophagy; COPII vesicle coat assembly; Golgi organization. NCBI's taxonomy places the organism in Eukaryota, Fungi, Basidiomycota, Tremellomycetes, Filobasidiales, Filobasidiaceae. The coding region runs from base 159 to 3659 and encodes 1166 amino acids. The transcript has 5 exons. The record is from RefSeq and is a predicted model, not a curated record.